Arabis nemorensis is the source of this 1329-nucleotide messenger RNA. Lineage: Eukaryota; Viridiplantae; Streptophyta; Magnoliopsida; Brassicales; Brassicaceae. The record is from the annotation of a GenBank genome assembly.
AUGUCUGAACUAAAAGACCGCUUGCUUCCUCCAAGACCUGCUUCAGCUAUGAAUCUCAGAGAUAAUGCAAUGUCUCGGUCUUCUGCUUCCGGAAGAGCUCCCCUUCUUGGGGUUGAUGUCUUGGGUUUGAAGAAGCGUGGACAAGGGCUGCGUUCGUGGAUUCGAGUUGAUACUUCUGGCAAUACUCAGGUCAUGGAGGUCGACAAGUUCACUAUGAUGCGUAGAUGUGACUUACCAGCUCGUGAUUUAAGGCUGCUUGAUCCUUUAUUCGUGUAUCCAUCAACCAUCCUUGGCCGAGAAAAGGCUAUUGUCGUGAACUUGGAACAAAUCCGCUGUAUUAUUACUGCUGAUGAAGUUCUGCUCCUGAAUUCCCUUGACAACUACGUCCUGCGGUAUGUUGUUGAGUUGCAGCAGAGACUAAAAACAAGUGGUGUAGGUGAGAUUUGGCAGCAGGAAAAUGCCCAGUUAAGUAGGAGAAGGAGUAGGAGUUUUGACAAUGGUUUUGAGAAUUCGUCCCCUGAUUAUUUGCCUUUCGAGUUUAGAGCUCUUGAAAUUGCCCUCGAAGCUGCCUGUACUUUUCUCGAUUCCCAGGCUUCAGAGUUGGAGGUUGAGGCAUACCCGUUAUUAGACGAGCUUACCUCAAAGAUCAGUACACUAAACUUGGAACGUGUACGUAGACUAAAGAGCAGGCUUGUAGCACUGACAAGAAGAGUUCAGAAGGUUCGGGAUGAGAUUGAGCAGCUAAUGGAUGAUGAUGGAGAUAUGGCAGAAAUGUAUCUAACAGAGAAGAAGACAAGAAUGGAAGGAUCUAUGUACGGUGACCAAUCCUUACUGGGUUACCGAUCAAAUGAUGGUCUAUCUGUUUCUGCACCGGUCUCUCCUGUUUCUUCUCCACCUGAUUCCCGGAGACUCGAUAAAAGCUUGAGUAUUGCGAGGAGCCGGCAUGACAGUGCUAGGAGUUCAGAAGGUGCAGAGAACAUAGAAGAGCUAGAGAUGUUGCUGGAAGCUUACUUUGUCGUCAUUGAUAGCACUCUAAACAAGUUGACAUCGUUGAAGGAGUACAUUGAUGACACUGAAGAUUUCAUCAACAUUCAAUUGGAUAAUGUGAGGAAUCAGCUAAUCCAAUUCGAAUUGCUUCUUACGACCGCAACAUUUGUUGUAGCCAUAUUUGGGGUAGUUGCUGGGAUCUUUGGCAUGAAUUUUGAGAUAGAUUUCUUCAAUCAGCCAGGUGCAUUCAGAUGGGUACUCAUAAUUACUGGAGUCUGUGGCUUUGUCAUAUUUUCGGCAUUUGUCUGGUUCUUCAAGUAUAGAAGACUCAUGCCUCUAUGA